ACGACCGAACGGCACCUCGACCUCUUAAAGCCUUCAAGACCCCCCACCUUCUCUGUGCCGUCUCUUUCACUUGAACAUCACCCCUUCGAUUCCGCAGAAGACAUUCAUUCCAUCAUGACUUACGGAAACGUGGACCAGCUCGCCAUCAACUCCAUCCGGGUGCUCGCCGUCGAUGCUACAUCGAAGGCGAACUCUGGCCACCCCGGUGCGCCUAUGGGAAUGGCCCCCAUUUCCCACGUUCUCUUCCACAAGUACGAAACCCCGAUUUCACUCCUACCUCCUUCUGGCGGUAUCAAUCUGUAGUUCGGGCUUGCUGACCACGCUGUGAAUCGCCAUAGGUUCAUGAAGUUCAACCCCAAGAACCCUAGCUGGGCCAACCGCGACAGAUUUGUCCUCUCGAACGGUCACGGAUGCAUGCUGCAGUAUGCUGUCUUGCACUUGUUCGGAUACGAUCUCUCCAUCGAUGACCUGAGGAACUUCCGCCAACUCGGAUCCAAGACUCCUGGUCACCCCGAGGCGCACGACACUCCCGGUGUUGAAGUAACCACUGGUCCUCUGGGUCAGGGUUUCGCCAACGCUGUCGGUCUCGCCAUGGCCGAGGCGCACGUCGCUGCUCGCUUCAAUAAGCCCGGUUACACGCUGUUCGACAACUACACCUACUGCUUCUUCGGCGAUGGAUGUGCUAUGGAAGGUGUUGCCUCUGAGGCCGCUUCCCAGGCCGGUCACUUGCAGCUCGGCAAGCUGAUCGCCAUCUACGACGAUAACCACAUCUCCAUCGAUGGUGACACCAACUGCGCCUUCACUGAGGAUGUCAUGAAGCGAUUCGACGCCUACGGCUGGCACUGCCUCCACGUCGAGAAGGGUGAUGAGGACCUCGAGGCCAUGGAGAAGGCUAUCGCUGAGGCCAAGGCCGUCACCGACAAGCCUACCGUCAUCAAGCUCACUACCACCAUCGGUUACGGCUCCAAGCUGCAGGGAACCGGUGGUGUUCACGGAAACCCCCUCAAGGCCGACGAUGCCAAGAGUGUCAAGGCGAAGUUCGGCUUCAACCCCGAGGAGUCCUUCGCUGUGCCCCAGGAGGUGUACGACCUCUACGGAAAGACUGCUGCCGCCGGUGCCGCCGCCGAGGAGGAGUGGAACAAGCUCUUCGCCGCCUACAAGAAGGAGUUCCCUACUGAGGCUGCUGAGCUUGAGCGAAGACUCGCUGGUCUCCUUCCCGAGGGCUGGGAGAAGGCCCUCCCCGUCUACAAGACCUCCGACCCGGCGAUUGCCUCGCGUAAGCUGUCCGAGACCGUCCUCGGCAACCUCUACUCGGUCCUCCCCGAGCUUGUCGGUGGUUCUGCCGAUCUUACCGGUUCCAACUUGACUCGCGCCAAGAUCGCCGAAGACUUCCAGCCCGAGAGCACCGGUCUCGGCACAUACGGUGGUCGUUACAUUCGGUACGGUGUCCGUGAGCACGCCAUGGGUGCCAUCAUGAAUGGUCUCGCUGCCUACGGUGGUAUCGUACCAUUCGGUGGUACUUUCCUCAACUUCGUUUCCUACGCUGCCGGAGCCGUCCGAUUGAGUGCUCUGUCCCAGGUCCCCGUCAUCUGGGUUGCCACCCACGACUCGAUCGGUCUCGGUGAGGACGGACCCACUCACCAGCCUAUUGAGACGCUCGCCCACUUCCGUGCCACCCCUAACUGCAUGGUCUGGCGUCCUGCCGACGGUAACGAGGUGUCCGCCUGUUACUACGUCGCUCUCACCUCCAAGCACACUCCUUCCAUCAUCGCUCUUUCCCGCCAGAACCUUCCCCAGCUGGUUGGUUCCACCAUCGAGAACGGUAUCAAGGGAGGAUACGUCCUCGAGGAGAAGCCCGGUGCCGACAUCACCCUCGUUUCCACCGGUUCCGAGGUCGGUAUCGCCGUUGAUGCCGCUACGGAGCUUAAGGAGAAGCACAACAUCACCGCUCGUGUCGUUUCCAUGCCCUGCUGCGAGGUCUUCGAUGCCCAGUCCAAGGAGUACAAGCUUUCCGUUCUCCCUGACAACAUCCCCACUCUCUCCGUGGAGGCUCUGUCCACCCUCGGAUGGGAACGUUACGCUCACGAGACCUUCGGACUCAACCGCUUCGGUGCGUCCGGUCCCUACAAGGAGGUAUACGAGAAGUUCGAGUUCACCCCCGCGGGUAUCUCCAAGCGUGCUCUGGCCACCAUCAAUUUCUGGAAGGACGUUAAGCCUCUGCGCUCCCCUGUUAACCGCGCUUUCGAGCACAUCAUCUAGAUUUUUAUAUCCAGAUUUUUCUUUUGAUUCAUGAACUUUUUUUCUUCUUUUCCGUUUGGGACUUGGUCUGGUUUGGCUAUUAGGGUGUAUUUUUUUCUUUGUUGGUAAUUCAAAAGGCGACCCGUGAUUCAUGAUGCUCCAGCCAUGGGAGGUGGUGACGUUGGUGAUAAGGGGGAGGUGGUGACGAGUGGGAUCACCUUAUCUUGCAUAACGCGAGUGCCCUGGCAUAACCACUACAUGUCUAUAUGCAUCAGCGC
Molecule: messenger RNA, 2516 nt
Organism: Tricharina praecox
Lineage: Eukaryota; Fungi; Ascomycota; Pezizomycetes; Pezizales; Pyronemataceae
Product: transketolase
Exons: 7
Coding region: 343-2259 (638 amino acids)
Biological process (GO): pentose-phosphate shunt
Cellular component (GO): cytosol
Molecular function (GO): transketolase activity
Source: RefSeq, a predicted model, not a curated record